Molecule: messenger RNA, 1518 nt
Organism: Cyclospora cayetanensis
Lineage: Eukaryota; Apicomplexa; Conoidasida; Eucoccidiorida; Eimeriidae
Exons: 14
Coding region: 1-1518 (505 amino acids)
Source: RefSeq, a predicted model, not a curated record
AUGUAUGGCGAAAGCGUCAGUACGCCGAGCCCCAAGGCGGCCAUGGGCAUGUACAAGUGCAGGGCGCACAUGGUCUUAGUAGGGGCGUUCCUCAUCCACCUAACUCUGGGAAGCCUUCACGCGUUUGGAAAUAUCGCCCCCCUGAUCAUUGCCUACAUGCGCGUUUUGCAGCCGUCUUCUUCGAUUCGAUAUCAUGAUGGACUGGUCUUGUACGUAUCCGCCGUCCUGGUUCAGGGCAUUGCGGGUUUCUUUGGUGGUAGACUCCAUAGGGCCCUUGGCCCCUCCAAGGCGACUCUUCUAGGAGGAUCUAUAAUGAGCAUUGGACUUGUUAUGUCUGCCCUGACGCUGCACAGUUGUUUCCUGUUUUGCCUUUCCUUCGGCGUUGUAACGGCCAUUGGCAGCGGCCUUUGCUACCCGGUGCCGCUGACGUGCGCCCUUGAGUGGCAGCCGGACCGGAAGGGUGCUGUUAGCUGCGUGAUCUUCCUUGGCCGCAGCCUAUCCGUCUGCCUCCUGUGUCCUCUGCACUCCCUGUUCCUCUUCCGUACCUCGCAACACUCGCUGUUGUCAUUUGUAUCGCCAGCUGGAUCACCGUCGGAUAGUUGGGCAGCGCCGGAGGUGUACAUAACGGAUACCGAUGUGCUGCAACGCCUGCCCUCCUUGUUUUUGGUGAUGGCCGGCGGAUGCCUGGCACUCCAGGCAGUAGGGGCCGCAUUGUUGUCGGAUCCUCCCCCCUUGCCACUGGAUGCACAGGAGCGAAGGAAGCUUAUUGAAGAGAUUCGCUCGCCCUCCCCAACGACUGCGGCGUCUCUCCUCUCCUCCUUCGUGCUAACACCCCAGGAUCUGUGCAGCUCGCCUUCAUUUUGGCUCUUGUUCAUGAUGCUGUUCUUCUCCUGGCAAUCAGUCCUUGUAGCAGCAUACAUGUGGAAGAUCGUGCCCUUCGGUUUCAUCCAUAAAGUGCCGUCGAGCUUGUACAUCGACGCCCCGGAUCGCAGCGUUGUGCCAGCAGUGGCAGACGGCCUCUAUAAUUGGCAGUCCAUUACUGACUUGCAGCUCAGCAUUGUCGGCGCAGUGGCAGGCGCUCUAUGUGUAGCCGGGCGUCUGGUCUGGGGCUACAUAGGCAACAAGGCGGGCAACAAGCGCGCACUAAUCAUAAUGAACAUUUGCAUGGCGGCGCUCUUAGUAACGUUCAUGCGCAGCAGUGUAUCCUCACCCCGGAACUUUGCUCUUUGGCUUUCGUUGCUGAACGCUUGCCACGGCGGGCUGUUUUCGCUACUGCCCUCCUUGACGUCGGAUCUGUUCGGCCACAAAAACUUUGGACCAGUCUUCUCCUUGCUCUUUGCGGCGCGCCUCUGUGCUGCUGCCUGCAUCUGCGUUCUGACAAAGGUUGUAAUUGAACUCGCGGACGGCGCUACAUUAUGCCUUGCGCUCGCUGGGUGCCAUGUGCUGUGCGCAGGUUUGGCAUUCGCAUUCCAUCCCACAGAAGCCCUCCCCAACCCGUACAAGUUGGUGAUGACCUGA